Molecule: messenger RNA, 1341 nt
Organism: Topomyia yanbarensis
Lineage: Eukaryota; Metazoa; Arthropoda; Insecta; Diptera; Culicidae
Product: pancreatic triacylglycerol lipase-like
Exons: 4
Coding region: 148-1065 (305 amino acids)
Molecular function (GO): lipase activity
Source: RefSeq, a predicted model, not a curated record
AAACUUGGAGCUUGCUUUUGGAGCAGUAAGGUCCCCAAAUCGGUGACAUUAAAUUGCCAGUCUUUACGCAUCGCCCAGCGGAAGAGGACAUAUUUUUGCCGGCUUUAUCGAGAUAGCUUCAUACAUUCAAGUAGAAUAUCAUCAAAGAUGAAUCUUGUUCUAUACAAACUAUUGAUCCUAGUCGUACUCUGUGAAGCUGCGAUUGCCGCUGACGUGAUUACUGGCACUGUUUACUUUACCGUGUUUAACCGGCAAGAAAAAAAUUGGGUCAAACUAACCGACAACAACAGCGAUUUCGAAGCAAAUGGGUGCAGCCCCAAGGAACCGUUUGCCAUUAUAGUUCAUGGUUGGCGCGAGGGGUCCUACACGGAGUGGAUCACAGAUAUGAAGAGCAACAUGACGACCUAUCGGAGCGGGUGUGUCAUGUUUAUGAGUUACGCUAACGACAACCGAAACAUAGACUAUUUCGGUGAAUUGCUGCCAUACUUCAGCUACUUGGCUAAUAAUUUGACCGAUCACCUGAGGAGACUGGAAUCGAUGGGAUUUGAUCCAGCAGCCGGAUUCAUUUUCGGCUUUAGCUUCGGAGCCCAACUUGCAUUCGAGGCUGGGAGAAGAUUCGGGUUUAAGAAACUUGCACGGAUUGAUGCAUGUGAACCAGCGGGACCGGGAUUCGACGGUGACAGCGAUUAUUCACUGUUGGAUCCGAAACAGGCAGCGAAAGGGGUACAAUGUAUUCAUACCAGUUCAAAUCUUGGAACCCAUCGGCGAUCUUGUCAGACCAACUGGAAUAUGGGCAAGUGCGGAAAGGAGCAGGUGGCCGCAGGACCAUUUCCGAAAGGCUCGCAUGGAUUGUGUCCAUUUUUUUACAACAGUGCUUUCACUCACAACUUUUAUGCAGUCCCGAUGCCGAAGGGUUGUACUUCCAGCCGUUAUACCGGAUGCUGGCCACGUGGAUAUAAGAUGGGCUAUUUUAGCGAUAUGAACAGUGACAUUCAAGGGGAGUUCUUUUCGCCGACUACAAAAUUCUAUCCGUACAACGAUGACACUGUGCUGAAUGAAAUCUAAUUGGUUGGAUGGUAUGAGUUUGAAAAGUAGAGAUUACAAAGGAGAAAUAUUUACUUAGCACUGCAAGAAUGCCAUUGAGUAAAAUAGAUUUUAGGAGAUAAUUGUAGGCACAAUGCUAGUUAAUGGGCUCCCUGGAAAUGUUUUAGCCUUAGUUUGAAAGUCAGUCUUAAUUUGACUAUAAUGAAAUAUAUUUAUUUUUAUUUGUUGCAUAUUGUCACACAAAAUACAUCAUGAAUUUUAAAUAAAAUUCUUUUUCAGUAACGACAGUAAUGACUA